Molecule: messenger RNA, 1533 nt
Organism: Auanema sp. JU1783
Lineage: Eukaryota; Metazoa; Nematoda; Chromadorea; Rhabditida; Rhabditidae
Source: the annotation of a GenBank genome assembly
AUGUUCUCAAGCCAAAGAGGGUUUAUACGGAGAAAUACCAAGUACAUUAAGGUUGUCAGCACUCUUAACACAGCUUUUCUCAUUUCGGCACUAGGAGAUCGACUAUGGGCGUUUUCUGUUGGAUUCAUCAUGCACAGAUUAGGUGGUUUGAGUUGGGUAGCCAUACAUCAGCUAAUUGAUGCUGGAUUCAAGCUUGCAUUGGCUACUAAAGUAGGAAGUACUCUGGAUCGAAUGAGCAGAUUACGAGGAAUACAAAUACUCUUAAUAGUCAACAAUGUUUUCAUAGCUCUAUCAGCUUUGAUGUUUUACUUCCAACUUCUAGGUUAUGGCGAUUCAAAUAUUUAUUUAUCUAAGAUACUACUAGUGACCGCAAUAGUGUUUGGCUCAAUCUCUCGAGUUGCAUCAGAAGCUCAAAAAACAGCAUUUGUCAAAGAUUGGCUGGUAGUUCUCAUAGAAAACUCUGAUGGAGCUCGUCUAUCAACUCAGAAUAGUAUAAUGAACAUGAUCGACCAUCUUGCAUGUUUCAUAACGCCCAUAAUCGCUGGAAACCUUCUCGAUAAGUACAAAGAGCCUUCAUGCUGUCUCAUCAUAAUAGCCUGGAAUAUAUUGUCUUGGGUCGUUGAGACAUCUGUGAUGAUGUGGAUAUACUCGGUAACACCAGAACUGAAAAGAACCAAAGAGAAAGAGACAGAGGAACAACCAACUUCUGCUUUCACGAAGUAUUUCCGUCAGAAAGCAAUUCUUCCUAUGUUUGGAUUGUCUAUGCUUUACAUGACAGUUCUAGGCUUUGAUAAUUUAGCUCUGUCUUAUGGAACUUCUCAAGGAAUGAAAGCAGGAACUAUUGGAUAUUUUCGAGCUGCUGGGUCCCUUCUUGGAUUUUGUGGAAGCGCGUCAUAUGCAAUCUUGGAAAGAAUUAUAGGAGUCUUAAUGACUGGAUUUUUAGGGUUAACCUUGCAAAACAUAUUCAUCAAUUUCUGUAGUGUGUCCGUCUUCCUGCCUGGAAACACCUUCAAUAUCACGGGCUAUCUGAACACUCUUGAUGCUCAGACUUGGUUCGAUACAGCCAAACUACAUGUAUUUGGAGAAAAUGGAACUCAACCUACAGAUGUGCCUAUGGCAAAUAUGGAAUAUACUUCUUCUAUUUUCGUAUUCUUCUUGGGUAUUACUUUGGCUAGAUUCGGUUUAUGGAUUGCGGAUCCUGCCAUUGUACAGAUCAUGCAAGAAACUAUACCUGAAGACGAAAGAUAUUCUGUGAAUGCUGUUCAGAACGUUUUCUGUGAAUUUUUCUCCAUACUGAAAGAUGUUCUGGUUAUUGCGUUCCCCGUGACAGCAGCUUUUGGAUGCUUGAUCAUACUUUCAUGUGUUUUUGUGUUCAUAGGGUACAGUUUCUACUCCACAUACUACUUCAAGGCAAGCUGCUCAUCCAAGAAAGAAGACAGUAUAACCGAUUAUGAUAUGAACACUUUAAAACUACCGGAACAAGAACAUUUGAUAAACAAACGUUCAGUAGAACAAGUUCUCAAAGACUGCUAG